Molecule: messenger RNA, 1575 nt
Organism: Morus notabilis
Lineage: Eukaryota; Viridiplantae; Streptophyta; Magnoliopsida; Rosales; Moraceae
Product: cytochrome P450 71A1-like
Exons: 2
Coding region: 1-1575 (524 amino acids)
Molecular function (GO): oxidoreductase activity, acting on paired donors, with incorporation or reduction of molecular oxygen; iron ion binding; monooxygenase activity
Source: RefSeq, a predicted model, not a curated record
AUGGAAUCGCAUGUCUUACAUCUUUUGAAGCAUUUGUGGCAAGAGCUAGAGUUGACCCCUUUUCUUGUCUUUCUUUUCCUCCUUUCUUUGCUGUUUUUGUUCAUUCUUUGUAGAUAUUCUCGUUCUAAACUCAAUUUACCACCAUCACCAACAAGGUUACCACUGAUUGGAAACCUUCACCAGCUUGGCACGCAUCCACACCGCUCUUUCCGAGCACUCUCCGAAAAAUAUGGCCCUCUAAUGCUCUUACACUUGGGCCAAGUUCCAACUCUUGUUGUUUCAUCAGCCGAUAUGGUGAAAGAAAUCAUCAAAAACCAUGACGUCACUUUCGCUAACCGAGCUAAAUCCACAGCCAGUGAAAUCAUAGUGUAUGGGUGCCAAGACGUCGGGUUUGCUCCUUAUGGAGAACAUUGGAGACAAGCUCGAAAAAUCUGCGUUCUUCACCUUUUGAGCCACAGAAGAGUUCAACAAUUUCAGGCCGUGAGGGAAGAAGUGACGGCUGAAAUGAUUGACAGGAUAGGCCGAGCUAGCCGAUCUAGAAAGGAUUCUUCGAUAAAUCUAAGCGAGUUGUUGAUUGCAGCCUCCAACAACAUAUUGUCCAGAUGUGUUCUUGGAAGGAAUUUUGCGGAUCAAGACGGCCCUAGCAGGUUUGGAGAGCUGUCGAGAAAGAUCGUGGAAAAUAUGGUAGCCUUUAGUGUGGGAGAUUUCUUCCCUUCUUUGACAUGGCUGGACAAUCUCACAGGCCUUAUAGGCCGCUUGAACUUAAUGUUCAAAGAAGUGGACACCUUUUUUGAUGAAGUGAUUGAAGAACACAGGGCAGUACUAUUAGAGGGUGGUGAUGAUAUUGGCGGGUCUAAUAUAAAAGACUUUGUUGAUAUUCUCCUUGGAGUUCAAAAGCUUGGCAUGCUUGACUUUGACCUCACUCUGAACAAGAUGAAAGCAAUCUUAGUGGACAUGUUCAUAGGUGGCAGUGAUACAACUUCGGCAACAUUAGAGUGGGUAAUGGCAGAGCUACUAAGGCAUCCAAAAGUGAUGGAGAAAGCGCAAGAAGAGGUGAGGAGAGUGGUGGGGAUCAAUAGGUCAAAGAUUGAUAUGAAUGUUGUCAAUCAAAUGGAUUACCUGAAAUGCGUCAUCAAAGAGACUCUAAGACUGCAUCCACCUGUUCCGUUUCUAGUCCCGCGAGAAACGACCGCAAGCGUUGAGAUGGGAGGCUUUCAUAUUCCGGAGAAAACAAGGGUGUUCAUAAAUACAUGGGCAAUCCAAAGGGACCCAAAUGUCUGGGACAAGCCAGAAGAAUUCGUUCCGGAGAGAUUCCAUGAUAGCGAUGUUGAUUUCAAUGGACAGGACUUUCAAUUUGUACCGUUUGGUUCUGGAAGAAGAAUAUGUCCUGGCUUGACUUUUGGAGUCUUUAGUACUGAGUACGUGAUUGCCAACCUUUUGUACUGGUUUGAUUGGAAGUUGCCCGUUGAUGAUGGCAUAAUAUUGCCGAAUGAUUUGGACAUGAGUGAAGUUUAUGGGCUCGUUAUUCAUAAGAAAUUUCCUCUUAAUAUUGUACCAAUACCUUACUCCCCUUGA